GAUCAUCGUCGAGUGUCGCGCGAGCGUGCGCGCCCGUUUCCAAAAGCAUAACUCUCUGUAUUUCGUUUUUCGAAGGUAACCGGGACUUCCUGGUGAUCAUUAUUAACCCUGGCAGCGAUUACUGUAAGCAACGUGGUCUCGUCGUCAUCCUCGACAACGAGAGGCGGGAUUGCUCAGGAACGGUUAGCGGCGACUGGCCGAAUUGCAAAGGAGAAACGAAGAGGAAAAGGAGGAGAUAAAGCAGCGAGUCGCAAAGUCGCGCCCCGUAUAUCGAUACGAAUGACGAAGAUGCAGCAACACCCGGUGCAGGCGGCGCCGCGGAUCACGCACGAGGACCACAUACUGGAGGCGAUCGAUCAACUCCGUCGACGUAAAGCGCGUCCCGAUGCUGAUCGCAUAUGCAACUAUUUGCUCCGCAAUUACGCGGUGGACGCGCGUGACACGAUCGCCGAUCUUCAUCGAUUGAUCGAGGUCGAGAAGGUGAUACAGGUUGACUACAAGGGUAAUACCAGUUACCGUAAUGCAAAGAAGUGGACGCGACUGCAACUCUUUAAGAAUCGACCGGAAGGUUUCCUCAAGGAGAAACUCAACUCGAGCAUGGUGUCGAGUGCGGUCGCCGAGCUCGUAGUCGAGGAGCCCGAUUACCUUGACCAGGGCGUCCCCGCCGGUCGUCUCAUCGAGCAGCUUCUCGACGGUGUCUCGAGCCCGACGUCGCGCCGGGUGGUCGAGGAGUUUCUCGGCCGGGAGGUCGCGUGCGGCAAUCUCGCGCGCCUGGCCAACGGCAAUUACUCGCUGGUGGCGACGUCCGACAUGACGACGGACGCGACACCGUCGCGACGCGGCGGCGACUCGCAGCCGUCCUCCUCCGCGGCGGUUGCCUGCGUCCUGGAGCACGGCAACGCGACGCAGCGGCGUGUCGGUAAGGAGGCUGCUACCAACGGCACCGUCAGCACCAACGGUAUAACGACCAAGGCGACUAAGACAGCGGCAGCGAUCGCAGCAACGGCGGCUGAGCUGUACGAGUUCAACGAGACGGAUAACCUUACCGACACUACGUCAAACACAUCGCGAUCGUCCUCGCGACAGGCCAACGAUAGUCCGAAACUGGAUCGGCAACUGCAGCAGCAGAAUUCCAUCAAAAAGAAGGAAUGCUACGAGGUCAACGACAAGAAAAACGUCGAACGCGGCGUUAUCGCGUCGCCACUAUCCGUCGAGGUGGCAUGCAACGGCGGCGUCGUCGACGGUGAAAAACGGGAACGCAGUUCUCUGAUAAUAGCAACGCCAACGUCGACGACUGUGGAAAACUAUAUCGUCGUCAAGGACGAACCAAAGAGCAACGAUGUACAGAAGACUACGUCUAACCUUAAAAGGUCUGCAAAGGCCGAGCGCAAGCAACGUCUGUUCGCCAGAACGGACGACCGUAUGGACAUUGAAAUUAAGUUCGAAGACUACCAACAGAGCAAGGAUGAGCGAGAGAAACGCGAGGAAACUGGUCGACGAUCCAGCGAAGAUCACGAGGAUGAAGAUGCUGGUAGAAGCUCGUCGACGAAUACAUCCCCGACUCCGUCCAAUGUAAAUGCUUCUGGAUUUCGCAGUGCCAGAAGAAAGAGAGCUAGAAAAGUAUUUGAUCCUUCGGAUAAUAAUUUGGUGAAACGCAAACGAGGCAGACCAGGUCAUAAAAAUUCAUUGAUACAAGAUCAGGAUUCUAAGACAUCUGUCAAGGAUGGACCAUUUAGGCAAUGCAGCCUAUGCGCCAAAGAGAAACAAGAGGCUCUCGUGGCUUGUAGAGACUGCACAGUGCGAGCACAUCCGAGUUGUAUUUAUAGUCCGGAGGAAAUGCUACAAAAAGCCAAUAGCAAUUGGCAAUGUGAACGCUGUAAGACUUGCGCAGUGUGUUGUGAAACUUCUGACGCUGGUCCGUUAGUGACUUGUUAUAAUUGCGAUGACGCCUAUCAUUAUUUUUGUCAUCCGUCCCGCGUUACGAUAAAAUCCAACUCUAAAUGGCAUUGCAAUGAGUGCACGCAAAAACAAUUGAGCAAAAUGAACGACAGUCAAAACACUCAUUCGAUCAAUGGAACAAGCAGACCGGACAGCCCGUCGAGCACAACUAUCUUACCACCGGUUCUAAGUCCACAGGUCUCUCCUAUGAGGGGUUCUUCCGAUCAGAUUGAAGAAGAUGGUCCCAAAGGACCCAUUGAUUUAAAUAUUCCUGACGCAAGAAAUUGGACUUCCGAACAAGUGUAUCAAUACUUUGCUAGGUUAUUUCCUAAGGACGCUGAAGUCUUCCGGCAGCAGGAUAUAGACGGUCACGCACUUCUAAUGAUGAGUCGAAAGGAUGUUGUGAGCGGACUUAAUUUGCUAUUAGGUCCUGCCUUGAAAAUAUAUCGACAUGUUUUGAAGCUUCAGUUUCGUAGGGACGAUCCUGAAUUAUAUUGGCAAUAAUACUUACGAAUUUUGCUUGACGUUGAUCUCUAUUAUGUCGCGUACAUAUUUGAUAAGAUUUAAUUUAUACUUCACAAAUUAAAUCUUUUAGAUCAUGAUUGUGACACAUUCUAAUUUGUAAGCGAUUUCUACAGUUGUACAUAUGAUAAAUAUCGCUGAAGACUUUUCUUAUAAAUAAGAAUAUUUUAGAGGUAUGUGCUCCUAAUAACAAUAAUAAUAUUCUACCGAAUGUUCAAGGUGGAAACUUGGUUUAAAUCCUCCUUCUUGGGUUACAAUUAGCACGUUAUCUGAAAAAAUGCGGAAACGCUUUCAAACUCUAUUAGCAAUAAUAUAGAUAAUCUUGCAUAAAUUCAAUCUUAGCGAUAUCAUGCAUAUGAUCUUUUUAUAAAUUACGAGUCUAAUUCGAUUUUAUGGCACGCUCCGUAUUGUACAGAUAUACAUGAAACAUUGUUAAGAUCUCCCGUGAACAAUUUAUCGCAAGCCAAACUGGUAUCGAUCUGUAAAUGUAUGUGCAUGUUGCGAUUAUAUACACUUGAUGUACAUUCCGCCUUUUUCAUGUGCGGUAUUUUGUAAAAAGGAGCAGAUAAUUUCUAUUUACAAACUGUUACUUGUUAACGUUAAAUUUAAACUUAUAUCAAGAACUCUACUCGCAGUUUGUUUUACCAAAAUAAGCAGAUGGACAUGUUAAACGGAAAAGAGAAUCAUCGACUGAUUGUGCGCGAUUUUGCGUCGCGUAAACUUACAUUUUAUUUUCAUAAGUUUUACAUACAUAAAUAAUACAUUUAUUUGUCAGAAUUUAGUAUAAGAUGUUUAACAGACUCUAGUAUAAGAUACUUAUACUGUUUAAAAAACACAAUACUUUGGUUUUACAU
Cyphomyrmex costatus is the source of this 3314-nucleotide messenger RNA. It is a transcript of the gene Lint-O, whose product is annotated as L(3)mbt interactor in ovarian somatic cells. The transcript is spliced from 5 exons. Lineage: Eukaryota; Metazoa; Arthropoda; Insecta; Hymenoptera; Formicidae. Gene Ontology annotation, cellular component: nucleus. The record is from RefSeq and is a predicted model, not a curated record. Gene Ontology annotation, biological process: negative regulation of DNA-templated transcription. Gene Ontology annotation, molecular function: histone binding; chromatin binding; DNA binding. Bases 280 to 2442 code for a protein of 720 amino acids.